AACGGAAGCGGGGGUGGUUUCAAGAAAAGGUGCUUGAAAACCGCUUCUAGGCAUUCACGUCCACCGUGCAACUCCCGCAAUAGACCAGUAACUGGCGAUGAAAACCAAACCAAAAGAGAAGCGAGAGAACUGUGGAAUGGAAAACAGGUAGCUGGCUGCACAUCUGUAACAAUGGCUAGCACAAUAAAAGAAAAUAUUGAGCUUCAGAUGUCAGAACUAGAAAUGCUUUUUUCCAUGUUCCCUAAUAAAGGAGAAAUAACCCUUCAGGAUGAUAACACUUUCCUUAAUGUUCAGCGGUACUUGAAUGAUACAACUGAAGAUCUGCCACAUAAGAUUGAAUAUUCAGUUGUUGUUGCCAUCAAUGAGUCAACGGAGAGAAUAAAUUUGCAGGUAACCUUGCCUUACGAUUAUCCUCAUGCAAAACCACAGCUUUAUGCAAGGUCAAGAGCUCUAGACAGGCAGCACGAACUCUGCAUAUGGAUUGCUGUGCAGUGGCUGCAAGAUAACAGUUCACACUAUCUAGAAAACAGCAAAUUCUCCUCUGCAAAUGAAUCAAAAGAAAAAGUAGUUAAAAUGUUCUUUAAUCGAAUGUGGAUCUACAGCCACCACAUAUACAGACAAGAACUAAGGAAAAAGGUCUUUGACUGUGCAAAGAAAUUAAAUCUGACUGGUUUCUGUUUAACUGGGAAACCUGGGAUCAUUUGUGUGGAAGGUGUCAAAGAAAACUGUGAAGAAUUUUGGCAUGUUAUUAGAUACCCCAACUGGAAACACAUUUCCUGCAAGCACAUCGAGAGUGCAGAGACUAAAGGAAAUGAAGAUCACCUACGUCACUUUCAUAGUUUUGAAGAUUUACAGUUUCAAGCCCAUGGUGAUUAUGGACUGAGGAAUGACUAUCACAUGGAUCUUGGUCAGUUCCGAGAAUUCCUGAAGGAGCAUCAAAGUGAACAUGUAUUUCAGAUUUUGUUCGGAAUUGAAGGAAAAUCUGACAAAUAAUAAAAAGCCGCAUCUUAA
Eublepharis macularius is the source of this 1011-nucleotide messenger RNA. RefSeq names its product RWD domain containing 2A (gene RWDD2A). The record is from RefSeq and is a predicted model, not a curated record. NCBI's taxonomy places the organism in Eukaryota, Metazoa, Chordata, Lepidosauria, Squamata, Eublepharidae. Gene Ontology annotation, molecular function: protein binding.